Messenger RNA from Schistocerca nitens (vagrant locust), 4366 nucleotides. RefSeq names its product NADPH oxidase 5-like. Gene Ontology annotation, cellular component: plasma membrane; NADPH oxidase complex. Gene Ontology annotation, biological process: defense response; superoxide anion generation. Bases 1 to 3510 code for a protein of 1169 amino acids. The transcript is spliced from 20 exons. NCBI's taxonomy places the organism in Eukaryota, Metazoa, Arthropoda, Insecta, Orthoptera, Acrididae. The record is from RefSeq and is a predicted model, not a curated record. Gene Ontology annotation, molecular function: calcium ion binding; superoxide-generating NAD(P)H oxidase activity.
AUGCGGCGAGCGUGCGCCGUGCUCUACCGCGCCCUGGCAAUUACCACAAAUCUCGGCGCCGGCGCUGCGCGGCAACUCUCCGUCGUCGCCCAGCCUUCGAUUUCCGCCUCCGGCCCACGCAGUCUACGCGUCGCCUCCGUCGAUCACGGACGCGGGAGUGUUCUGCUUCCCUCUCACAGUGCUCCAGUGAGAGGACGUCUCGUUGUAUUGUCGCUCGCAUGCUUCCGGUGGGAGUUGCUGGAGCGAGUAUUCAAACUGUUCGAUCUGGACAGAGAUGGAGUCCUUCGGCAGGACGACUGGAUAGAAUUUCUGAAAGAGCGAUUGACGGACGAGAAGCAGAUAGACUUCGCCGAGCAGCUGGAGAGCGUCGCCUUCGUGCUGUGCGCCGAGGACCCCGUCACGCAGGACAAGUUCUGCCAGAUAUUCAGAGCCAAGGGGAUCGUCGACAAAUUAUUCCGCCUUAUAGACCAAGACGGAGACGGCGUUGUCACCACAGAAAAGGUGAUGGAGUUUCUCGCUAAUAUCACAAACGCCAGGAGGCCCUCUGGAUUUGAGCAAGGUAACCUGGAAUGGCUGGAAAAGCUCUUCCGGCAGACGGUUGGUGACGGAGCAGAGAUUCGCCGUGAUGACUUCAGAAAAAUCGUCGUCUCAAAAAACCCUUUCUUUACAGAGCGGGUGUUCCAAAUAUUUGACAAAGACAACUCAGGAUCAAUAUCCCUACAAGAGUUCAUCGAUGCCAUGCACCAAUUCGCUGGCCAGUCACCCGAUGACAAAAUAAAGUUCCUGUUCAAAGUUUAUGAUCUCGAUGGUGAUGGUUUAAUUCAGCACAGGGAACUGCAGCAUGUGAUGAGAGCAUGCAUGGAGGAGAAUGGAAUGAAAUUUAGUGAGGAUCAAAUUGAUGACCUAACUAUGGCAUUAUUUGAAGAUGCUGACCCAGAAAACAGAGGAGCCAUUACUUUUGAAGCACUUAAAAACCAACUGGAAAAGCAUGAAGGCCUUUUGGAAAAUUUAACUAUAAGCAUUGAUCGAUGGCUAGUGCCACCAAAGCCCAAAGCUCCACCUAAAUCACUAACAAGGAGGCUUGCAGCACUUGUUCCCUAUCAGCUGACUCGACCAUAUAUGAAGAAUAAUUAUGUUUAUUUGGUGUUUUUGAUGUUCGUAAUCAUUAUUAAUGUUGCUCUCUUCGUGUCACGAGCAAUUGAGUAUCGAAAUCAUAAUACCUUUGUCAUUUUUGCAAGAGCUUGUGGCCAGUGUCUCAAUUUCGACUGCAUGUUCGUAUUGGUGUUAAUGCUCAGACACUGUAUAACAUUUUUGCGUACAAGAGGAUUCAGUACAAUAUUGCCCCUUGAUCAGCACAUAUACUUUCAUAAAUUAGUUGGAGUAUUAAUAUUUAUAUUUAGUGUGUGGCACACCAUAAUGCAUCUCCUGAACUUCAGUCUCUUGGUUGUAAACGAUCCUGUGGUAAAUGCCAAUAACUAUACUCUUACUGAAUGGAUCCUAACAAGUAGACCAGGUUUGUUUGGUUUAGUAGGUGGGGCUGCCAAUCCUACUGGAGUUGUGUUGAUCAUUAUUCUUUUUAUUAUGUUCAUAUGUUCUCAGCCUUUUGUCCGGCGAGGAGGUUGUUUUGAGGUUUUUUACUGGACUCAUUUGCUUUAUGUUCCAUUCUGGGUGCUAGUAAUUUUUCAUGCUCCAAAUUUUUGGAAAUGGUUUGUGGCUCCAGCUAUUAUUUACAUCAUAGAACGUAUACUACGUCUAGUAUGGUUACGAUCUAACAGAGGAAAAACAUACAUUAGUUCAGGUCUCGUGCUUCCCUCUAAAGUAAUUCAUCUUGUAAUUAAGAGGCCACACCAUUUUGAUUUUCAUCCAGGAGAUUAUGUAUUUGCUAACAUUCCUGCAAUUGCUAAAUAUGAGUGGCAUCCAUUUACCAUCAGCAGUGCACCAGAGCAGGAAGAUUAUAUGUGGCUUCAUAUUAGAGCAGUUGGACAGUGGACGAACAGAUUGUAUGAAUAUUUUGAAAGGGAGCAAGAAAAGCUGCACAGUGUUGAAGAGGAUCUAACUGCAAACAUUGUGAACAAAAAACUUAUUAAUGGAAAUGAUUUAACACCAGCACAGAAGUUUCCAACUUCAGCUCAACGAAAGUUAGAUAUGGAAAGCAGUAUCAGUAGUAAGGUCAAGGCUAUUGGAUAUAGAAAGGAUGGUGGAGGUGGCUACAUAAAUGAGAGCUUCACCAGUGAUAAUGAUAUUGGUCCAAACAGACCAGCUCAGCAUGUUUCUGAAGGAGACCUUAGCCUCACGCGUCCUGCUACUACUAAUGAGCAUCUGUCUCCAACACCAAAGAAGUUAUUACAAGAGAGGAAACUUCCCUUACUACUACUGGCAAGGAAAACACCAUUGGCAAAGUCGCUGUCAAUGCCAGAUAUGGAUAACAGAGUGAAAAAACGUCAACGACUUAUGGUGUUACGUGAGUACAUGCGCUCAGAAUCAGAAAAAAGUUUUGAUGAAUGCCAAAUGAGGCGUGCACGACUACAGUCUCUUGGUCUUGCUUAUCUGAGCCCUCAGAACAAGUCACUGGCACAAAGUUUUCGCUAUAUGCGCAACAAACCAACUAUCAUAGCAUUCAAGACACCAAGCUUGGAGAACUGUGAUGCCCAAGCUUCAGCAAUGGCUCUUUCAAUAGCAAGGCAAAAUGGCUCAAACAGUGCUCAAAGUCCCGAAAGGAUUGCUGAAGAAGGCCUAAGCCGUUCUCCUGUUGCCAGUGGAAGCAGUUCUCAACUCAGUUCAAUAGAGCUUGCACUUACACAUACACCUAUCAACUAUCCUGUUGGAAAACCACUUGCAAAAAUCUCAGAAGAAAAUUUAAUUGAAUUUGCAGACAUUCAGUUAGAUGAAGAAACUGAGAUUUACCUGGAUGGACCAUAUGGAGCACCCUCAAGUCAUAUUUUCAGAGCACAACAUGCUGUUUUGAUUGCCACAGGAAUUGGAGUCACCCCAUUUGCAUCAAUUCUGCAGUCAAUUAUGCACCGAUACUGGAAAGCGAGGCACACAUGUCCAAAAUGCAAGUAUUCAUGGGCAAGUGAAAUACCACCAACAGUCAUGAAACUCAGAAAGGUAGACUUCUUCUGGAUAAACAGAGAUCAACGUUCAUUUGAAUGGUUUGUGAAUUUGCUGUCACAACUGGAAAUAGAACAAGCUGAACUUGGAGGUGCAAUGGAAAGAUUUCUUGAUAUGCACAUGUAUAUCACAAGUGCUCUUCAGAAAACUGACAUGAAAGCAGUAGGACUACAGUUAGCACUGGACCUGCUGCAUGAAAAGGAAAAACGAGAUCUCAUCACUGGCCUCAAAACAAGAACAAAUGCUGGACGUCCAAACUGGGAUAAAGUAUUUAAGCAGUUACUGGAUCAAAAGAAAGGCAAAAUAACAGUAUUUUAUUGCGGGCCACCACAGCUUGGCAGGAUACUGAGAGUUAAAUGUGAUCAAUAUGGAUUCGAGUUCCGCAAGGAAGUGUUCUAACUGAGAAUUUCGUCUGAUGCGAGUAACAAUACUCAGUCUGCUAUUAAGAAUGUAUCCCCUCCUGCAAGAUGUCAUUUCAUGCAUCUUUGCAACUGAUGGUCACAAAGUUGAUAUAUAUUAAUCAACAAUAAUUUUUAUAGUUAAUAAAUCUCAAAUGAGAUGAAAGUGAAGUAAAUACUGAAGUGCAAUAUUAAUAUAUCAAAGUUCGGAUUUGUUGCUUUUUAUUAUGUAAUACAGCUACCUAUAGCUGGACUGUAUCGCUGAGCAUUUGAGAAUACCAAGACGCAGAUGGUUGUGAUUGUGUGAUAUUUUAAAAUGUAUUAUUUUGAAAGAUGCAUUGAAGUCAGUUCUUUUCUUGUGGGAGCUACAUUUUUAUACAACAGUAUUCUGCAAACUUUUUAUGGAGGUUGAUUCUAACCUAGGAUCUAGUCAUUGUAUAUUGAACACUGAUAACUGUGCUUUACAAGACAUAUUUUCCAGAGUGUAAAAUGUAUUUAUUUACUGUAUUCUACUUGGGCAUGGAGAGUAGAGGUGGAAAUUUUAUUGAUCACUGUUUGUAACAAUUUAUUUGCAGCAUAAGUAAUUAAUUUUUAUUUAGCUUUCAAAAUGUAACUGUAUUGAAUAAGCAAUAUGCUUACUACAAGGCAUGGAUGGAUGGAUGGAUGGAUGGAUGGAUGAACAACUGAAUGAAUAAAUGAAUGAAUGUUGAAGUGAAACUGUAAAUUAUCUUUCAUACUGGUAUUUAUGAAUCAUUUUUGUGUAUUAUUUAUGUAAUAUUUAUUGAGCUUGUAAAAGCAUACUGUAAAACAUUUCUCAUGUGUUGUUCCACAAUUAUGUAUGUACUUGUAAAUAUAUA